CUCCUCCCUCUCUCUCCGUGUUACCCAGGGUUCGCCUUCCCGGAGUGGGCCUACAAGCCCGAGUCCAGCCCGGGCUCCAGACAGAUCCAGCUGUGGCACUUCAUCCUGGAGCUGCUGAGGAAGGAGGAGUACCACGAGGUGAUCGCCUGGCAGGGCGACUACGGGGAGUUCGUCAUCAAGGACCCCGACGAGGUGGCACGCCUGUGGGGGGCGCGCAAGUGCAAACCCCAGAUGAACUACGACAAGCUGAGCCGUGCACUGAGGUAUUACUACAACAAGAGGAUCCUCCAUAAGACCAAGGGGAAACGCUUCACCUACAAGUUCAACUUCAACAAGCUGGUCCUGGUGAACUACCCCUUCAUCGACAUGGGCUCUGGACGCGUCCCCCAGAGCGCCCCGCCCAUCACCAGCGGCGGCUCCCACUUCCGCUUCCCGCCCUCCACGCCGUCGGAGGUGCUCUCCCCCAGCGAGGACCUCCGCAGCCCGGGGGUGUUCAGCGGCGUGGCGCGGCGCAUGGCGCGGGGCUCCGUCAGCGACUGCAGCGAUGGCACCUCCACCAACUCAGAGCUGGAGGAGACGGUGGGCGGGGGCGGCGGCGGGGGGGUCCCCGGCGACGACCGGGGCCUGGGGGGGCCCGACCGCUCCUUCAGGGGCCUCCUGCCGCCGCGCAUGACCCACGAGUCCCUGUUCCGCAUGUACGGCUCCGGGGCGCACCUGGCCCGGCCCACCCCGCGGGUCCACUCGGAGCAGCUGUCCCCCUUCCCCGUGUCCCCGCUGCCCGGCCCCGGGGGCCACCUGGGCCCCGCGCUCUCCCCGGGUCUGUCCAUGACGCCGGGCUCCCACCUGCCCUACACCCCGUCCCCCUCCAUGUCCUCCCCCAUGCUGGGCUCCCACUUCUCCUUCAACGCGGACGACAUGAAGCGCUACCUGCAGGCCCACGCCCAGUCGGUGUACAACUACCACCUGAGCCCCCGCGCCUUCCUUCACUACCCCAACAUCCUGAUCCCCCAGCCGCACCGGCCCGCGCCGCCGCCGCCGCAGCCGCAGCCCGCCCACGACAAGCCCCCCGCCCACCACCUGCUGCACGCCCCCCCGCCGCCGCCCAUGCACCUCUCCCAUUCGCUGGCGGGGUCCCUGGGGGCGGGGCUGGACGACCAGCAGCACCCCUCCCCCUUCAAGUUCAAGCUGCAGCCGCCGCCGCUCGGACGCAAGCAGCGGGACGGGGGCUGCUCCUCCUCCUCCUCUUCCUCCUCCUCCUCCGCCCACGGCCAAUCGGCGGCCUCCGCGGGCUCCGGCAUGCACUCUAACCACGCUGCCAUGGCGACGCCCAAGAUCAAGGUGGAGCCCAUCUCCGACAACGAGUCCGAGGAGGUGGAGGUGACCGACAUCAGCGAGGAGGACGAGCAGAUGAAUCACCACGGCGACGGCGACGACGACGACUACGGCGACGAUGACGAGGGCGACGUGUUCACCCCGACCAGCCGGCCCAAGCUCCUCCCCCACCACCAGCACCACCAGCACCCCCACCACCACCACGCCCUCCACCGCUACAUCCCCGGCCACCUGCAGCUCGGCAACGGGACCGCCGGCCGGCCCCCGCCUCCGCUCCAUAGCAACAAGCCGCCGCAGCAUCAGCACCACCCCCACCACCACCCGGAGGACGACGAGGACGACGAGGACGUCUUCAAGACCCCGGCCACGCCCCCUCUGAGCGCGGGCCUCCCGCCCCUCCCCCUGCUGAGCCUGAAGAGCGAGCCGGGUCAGGGGUCGGCUCCCAUCAGCCCCGGCGGCACGCUGUGCAUCCCCCUCAAGCUGCGCUUCAAGCGGCGCUGGAGCGAGGACCAGAAGAUGGAGGCGGACGGCGAGAGGGAGGAGGCGGAGGACAAGAAGGUGCGGAGCGCCGAGCAAGAGGAAGGGGAGGCGGCCAGAGGAGCAGGGGGAGCGGUGGAGGGCCUGGGGGUGGCCCCGCCCACCCAGCGUCGCUCCUCCUCCGAGCUGCAGAGGGCCACCGCCCAGCUGUCCCUGGAGAACUCCGGCUGCUGAGACACGCGCGCACGGUCACGCACACACACACACACACACGCCCAGGCAGCUUCCCACCGACGCCUUAACGCAUGAGAACACACACCUGCGAGACCAGACCCUCAUGAGUGUGUGAAGCUGUGUGUGUGUGUGUGUGUGUGUGUGGGGGAGGGGGGGCCUUCAGCACCUCCACACAUCCAACAUGAACACGGCAGAAUGUGUCCCUGCCUCGACCUUCUAACACUAAAGACUGAACCUCUACUCAGCCUCAAACUCACCCAGUGGGGGCCCCCCAUUCUGGGCCCCUGUUCUACCAAGAGCCCCCUCGAUGCGGCCCCCAGAUGUUUGAACUCACACAACACAAGUCCAUGUUUCUCUGCAGGUUCGAGAAGAGGGCUUGGCGUCCAGCUGUGUUGGCCGGUCAGGAUGAUAAGCAUCCGGGUCCACUUACCCCUUCACCUGUCCUUAACGCGUUUCACCUGUCCUUAACGAGCUCACCUGUCCCUAACGAGUCCCUCUAAUCAACCUGCCUGAUUGGAUGUGGCUAAUCGGAGCAGCGUCCGAUCCUCCAGCAGCGUGAUGUGAUGAAAUAUAAAUGAAUUACACAAAAUGGAGGUGGGAUGCCUCUAGGCCACACCCACAAACGCCACCCCUCCCCGACAAGAUGGAGGACGCUUCAACAACACAAUUAUAAACAGUCAAUGAAAUUGGAUCACAUGACCAGUCUGGUUCCGACAAGGCGAUCAGUGUCUUACUCUGAAAGGAACAAACCAAUCACAGCCUUCAAACCUAAUGAACGGAACUAGCCAAUCACAGCCUUCAAACCUAAUGACCGGAACUAGCCAAUCACAGCCUUCGAACAAGGGACUGCAUCAAGGCAGCCUCACCCUCACCCCCACCCCCCCCCCCCCCCACACGUCUGGCGGACGUUAAACCAAUCAGAACAGCAGACGGUCAGUUGCUCCCGGGCCAGGUAAGGCCUCUGAUUGGACACCAUGUUAGGCUUCUCCCUCCCCACGGUUCGAGGACGCUGAUUGGUAGAGAGCGCCGUACGGAACCCUGUAAUUAUGUACACUUUCUCCUUUUCAACCAAUGGGCUUUGAGAGAACUGCGGGGGACCGGCCAAUGGGAGGGAAGGAGGGAGUCGGGAGGAGGAGCCGAGGCAUUGGUUGGCUCCUCCUCCUCCUGAAGAGAAAACAGUUUAUAUGUACAAGCAGAAGUGGUGUAUCUGUAUGUGCUGUGUGUCUCAGUGUUCUCCAAGGACAGUAGUGCCUCGUGCAGAGAGAGAGAGAGAGUGAGGGAGGGAGGGAAAGAGAGUGAGGGAGAGAGAGUGAGGGAGAGAGAGGGCCAGUGAGGGAGAGAGAGUGAGGGAGAGAGAGACAGAGAGAGAGAGCGAGCGACUGGCUCUGAGGGCGUUCGGAGAUCCGCUGAUCUCCCCGCUCUGUCCUCUUUUUGUCUCUAUUUUCGGCGCGUUGUGUGUGCGAUAAUGGCCCGUCUGUUGCCUCGGUCCGCCUCGGGCCCCGUCGUCGUGACGACCGGGCUGCGUGACGACGGGUGAUGUGCUCGACGACAACAACAACAACAAGGACCACAACAGGAAUGCCCACGACGUACGCCUCCACGAGACGUUUUAAACACACGCUCUUUUCUACGACGUUUUAUCAGUAUAGUGUAAAAGAAAUCGAUAUAAUGCGCCCAUUUUAACGAACAAAAAGACGACGAAGAAUACUGUGCCUUUUUUUUUAGAAAGCCCCUCCCCCUUUUAGCCAAACGACUCAGAGGACCAUCAUGCCUUCUGUUUUUAUUUUAAAAAAGAACUACAAAAUAAAAGCACAACGGACGCAUAAAUACUAUAUUUGAAUAUCUAUGGAAACGGAAAAAAAAUGCUAUAUUUCACUGCCGCCAUUUCAUACCGAUCAUGAAGAAUCCUUUCUAUUUUUGAGUGCUAUAUCUAUAUAUGUAUAGAUAUAGAUAUAGAGAGAGAGAUAUAUCUAUUUGACUGGCCGUAUUCUCAGCGGUGUUCUGCAGCCGGGUAUGACAGUAGCUCCUGUAUAUUUUCAUAGUAUUGACACAGCAGGGUCCCUCGUCUCCUGUUUGUUUCCACGUCCCGGCGCGCCCAGGUGGGUGGGGCAACCGGGCAGGAGUGGUUUAAGUCGACCGCCGGUGGAAACACACAUGGAACAGCUUUCUCCCCUCCUCCCCGACGGCCGUGCUGCCGUCUGGCAGCGGCGAGUGGGGCCCCGCCCUGCUGGCCCCGCCUGGCCGGGGCGCUCCGUAGGGUAAAACAAACACGCCUUCGCUCAGGUCUGGGCGGGUUGUUAAAGUACGUCCUGGGGUAGGACGCGCACACACACACACACACACACACACACACACACACACACACACACACACACACCCUCGUACACAAAGCGUGGCUUCACUGUGGCUGCCAGCGGGGACGGUGACAUCACACGUGACAUCAGACACCCCUACACACUCUCUGGUGUAGACGGCAUAACCAUAGCUACCGCACACAUCCAGACGCACACACACACGCUCAGGGCAGACGUACACACACACCAGACACACAGAGCCGUUCUGAAAGAGGGGGAAAUGACAUCACAGAAACCACAAAAUAGACUGCAAGGGAGGGACUUCCCGGCAUCCGAAGUGCGUGUGUGUGUGUGUGUGUGUGUGUGUGUGUGUGUGUGUGUGUGUGUGUGUGUGUGUGUGUGUGUGUCUGUGAUUUAAAGGCAGCGUUUUUAAGGCAGGGUUUUGAACCUCGUAGUUUUGUACCGUCACGUCCGAUUGUUAAAAGUUACCAGCGACGCUCUCGUUCCUCCGAAGAGAAACCCCGACCUAACGUUAAACACCCAGCGAUGCACACACUGCCCAGACCAUUGCUGCCUUGCCAGUUGCUUGAAGCCAAUAAAAUCACUUUUGCCGUUAAAAUAUCCUCCCACAAAACUCCCCGAUGACGAUUAUUUUUGAUCCUUUUCUAGUAUUUGUUCCCCCUUCCUUCCGACUUGUAUUACUGUUACUCUUGUAAUUAUAUUAUUAACAUAACGUUUUGUUCCUUCUUGCCAAAUGCCCGCCUCUUCCUGAAGCUUCGUAUUUUCGUUCUCGACGUCGCGCCUUUUGAGUCCCUGCAGAGGUUAACCAGCUAGUUAACCGUUAACCGGCUAGUUAGCCUUCUAGUUAGCCUAGCUAGCUAUCCAUGCUAGCCGCGUGGCUUAACCGCAACCUUUCACAACCAGCAACACAAGAGGGGUUUGAGUUAUCAACUGCUUUUUAUUUGAACAAUUCGGUUGUUUUAAUUUCCUUUUAUUUUAUUUUAUUUUUUACCUUUUUAUGUAUAUAUCUAUAACUUUCUUUCCAUUUCGGAGGGGUGUAUUCUUGUAAGAAGCGUUGAUUUAUUUUGUUUAACCUUGGUAUUUGAGCAUGUCGCCCUCCAGGAUGAAGAGAGGGGAGGAGGGGCAUGGAACAGACAUCUGUAUUUUGUUUAUCUUGUAUCUUUUCAUCUUCAUUUGUAAUUAAACAGUAAUCAGGGUACAUUAAAAAAACAGGUUAAAAUGGAUGGAUGUCUUGUCUUUUUUUUUUUGAUUGUCGCAUGUUGGGAUUUUUUCACACUACGUGACAUGAAAAUUAUUUUCUUUCGUCUAAAAUGUUUUUUUUUUAAUGAGUUUAAUUCAGUGUUUUUUAGUAUUGUUUUGUUUUAAUCUUUCGCACCAAACGUUAGAGAAGUUUUUCAGAUAAACUAGAAUCGAUGCAGGAUUAGGCUGGCGAUUUUAUUUCCUAUUUUGAACAGAGUUUUACUCGAACACAUCUCCCGCAUUGUGGUCAUGUUCACCUAAAUUUGGGGAAGAACAACCACUUUUGAAGGUAGUAGUUGGGCUUCAUGAAGAUAGCACAUAAUCUUGAAUUCAACUUCUCUUACAACUUCAGAAUCAGUAUUUAACUUUGAGAGGACGUCGUCUCUGGAGAAACGGCCGUGGGCGACGCAGACGUGAAUAAUGUAUGCUCUAAAACCGUUUACUCUUUAAGGACAUCUUCACAGGUGUUGAUGGCCAUCAUCACCCUGCAGACCUCGAAAAAUAAACUCCUUCUUUACAACUUGACAGUUUAUUUCAGCUUUAACCACCAGAACAGUCCCCUCCUUGCUUCGAGCUCGUGUGAUGAGCUGAUGAAUGAUACUUAAUUGGCGAUUGGCUCUGAAAGAUGAACUGCCAACGAGGCAUUCUGCGGGUUAUUGUUAUGACCGUUGGUCACUCCUUUGGCGGUUAGAUCGAUGCACGCACAAAUAAAUAAUGUUAACGUGACUUAACCUCCUUGGUCAACAUCCAGCGGCAUAACACAUAAUCUGGACCGAUCUUUUGGAUGCUUGUUUUAAACUGCUGUUCAAAAGGAUAUUACAAGUAUUUUACAUUUUAAUAAAUGAAAAGUAUUGUUGGCAGUGGUCGGUACUGCAGGGGGAGAGACAGGCACCCCAACUAGGACACCACUGACCUCUCCUGGUCUCGGUCGGUACUGCAGUCUAAUAGACGCCUAAACAACGGAAUACAGGCCUGCAUGUUCUUUCUUUUCGGAGUAGAAUGUUUGAACAUUGUGCUUGUUAUAAUUAGCAAUGUUGAUGUAGACCUUCAUUCUCCUUCCUGUAUACGCGCUGUUUCCUAACUGCUUAAAACGCCCUCUGAUUGGAUGACCGUCUUUGUUAGACUGCGAUUCAAAUACAACAGAUUCAUUUUGUUGAUACAGCAUAUAAAUAUCUUGUUCUUGUAGGCCUACUGAUCCUAUCAACAUGCGCUUGUUUUGCUGUGUGUAAGAGAAAGAGGCUGACCAUCUAAGCUGAUACAAAAAACGAGCUGUAUUUGCAAGGCUGUUAAACAAUAUAACCAAGUAAUGAAGCUCCUAGAUGCACAUUAAACAAGUAAAAACAUCUUGCAUAUUAAAAAUAAGCCAAACCUAUCGAACCAAUAGUGGCUCUAACAUAUCAUCUAUUAAAACAUGGUAUCGGAACCUCCUUUUUUUUUACUUUUUAAUAUUACUAUAUUAUAUUUGGAUAACAAACACAUACAAUUAUUCAGGCCCUGAACCGUAAUAACGUAAUUGGAGAAGUUGAAGUUAUCCAGAAAAUUUGUAGAAUCUUGAGUUUUCCUCCCGAGUAAUCUUACCGUGAGGCGGACCCAAUGUGCAGGUCCACGGCCCGCCUGCAGG
Gadus chalcogrammus (walleye pollock) is the source of this 7218-nucleotide messenger RNA. Its product is annotated as ETS domain-containing transcription factor ERF-like. Gene Ontology annotation, biological process: cell differentiation; regulation of transcription by RNA polymerase II. NCBI's taxonomy places the organism in Eukaryota, Metazoa, Chordata, Actinopteri, Gadiformes, Gadidae. Gene Ontology annotation, cellular component: nucleus. The record is from RefSeq and is a predicted model, not a curated record. Bases 232 to 2043 code for a protein of 603 amino acids. The transcript is spliced from 4 exons. Gene Ontology annotation, molecular function: sequence-specific DNA binding; DNA-binding transcription factor activity, RNA polymerase II-specific.